AUGAAAUUGAUUUUUUCCUUUUUUUUUUUCAGACAAAUAUUUGACGUUGAAGCGGAAGAGAAGAAGAAUCUGAUGCCGUCGGUGGAGUAUGGUCGAUUUGGCCAUCAACCGACGGCUGUCAAUCGGCGCAAAAAGUUGCAUUUGGAGUACAGGAAACGUAAACCGCAACAGGAAAUCUGUGCAUGUCUUAAAUGGCUAUGCUUUUUUAUGAAUUUUUUUGUUUUUCUAAUCGGUGUAACCUGCCUUGCGCUGGGAGUUUAUUUAUGUGUAAAAGAUCCAAGAUCAAUACUGGAAUGGGCAGAUGUGCUGCUGAAUCCGGCAGUUAUGCUCACCAUAAUUGGCCUUGCUGUAUGUAUCGUAUCUUUGCUUGGCUCUUUAGGAGCCCUUCGUGAUAGCAUCACUUUGCUCAAAACGUUCGCUCUCAGCGUAUUUUUCUGUUAUAUAGCAAUAGUAGUUUGCACAUUCUUCUUGUUUAUACUGUUUUAUUCGGAUACCACCGAAGGACUGUCUGCUCAUAGUAUCCUGUUAUAUUCAAUUGAACGAUAUCAUACGAAUCGUAAUAUUGCGGAUUUUGUUGAUUAUUUACAAGAACAACUGGAGUGCUGCGGAGCAUCUUCAGCAUCACAAGGUUAUCGUGACUGGCAGCGAUCAGAGCAGUUUAACUGCAGCGAAUCUAACCCACAUCCAGAACGAUGCGGUGUACCAUUCAGUUGUUGUAGACGUUCUGUGAUAUCGGAGGCUGCUGGGUCUGUCAAUCCUUUACUACCAGCGAUGCGAUCAUUGGAAUGUUGGCAACAUGCUCAGACAAAAAAAUCUCAGGAGCUGGAAGCAGACCUUUAUACCCGAGGUUGCCUUCAGCCGUUGAGGGUAUUAUUUGAAAGUCAUGCGGUCCGGAUCGGAGCUGCAGUUGCUUUCGUCCUUAUACCUGUGUGUGUUUCUGUUUGUCUAACCAAUUUACUGGCAAGGCAAAUUGAUCAUCAACAUUACUUAUUGGAAAAAGAGGCUAGGCGAAAUGAAAGGAGGCGAAGAAGAGAGAAACAAAAAUUCCGGGACCCCUUCGCUGUUUACGACACAGCAAUCACAAUAGAGCCGGAAACUGUUGAAAAAAAACCUUCUGCCGAAGUACGGACGAAUACAGUUGACAGUUAUUCUGUUUAG
Enterobius vermicularis (human pinworm) is the source of this 1158-nucleotide messenger RNA. The record is from the annotation of a GenBank genome assembly. Lineage: Eukaryota; Metazoa; Nematoda; Chromadorea; Rhabditida; Oxyuridae.